Molecule: messenger RNA, 978 nt
Organism: Cuscuta epithymum
Lineage: Eukaryota; Viridiplantae; Streptophyta; Magnoliopsida; Solanales; Convolvulaceae
Source: the annotation of a GenBank genome assembly
CAAAAUACACCUGAUACCCAAAAAACUUCCAGCAUGCGCAUCAAAAUACUCAUGGAACUUAAAUACUCCGGCAGUCCGGCCACUUUAAAGAAUUGAGAUCAAAUUUGUUUGACGCAUCAAAAACAACAAAACUUUGUGUAUCGAUCAAACAAGUUGUGAUUUUUGAAAAAGUUUUUCCGCAGAGAUUAAUUUUGAAAAAAUGACAACACCUAAUUAUGACUCGGAUUCUAAUAGCUCGUCAUCUACCGAUGAUUCACAUACAUUGUCUACACAAAUGUUGAAUGAGUUAAGGAGGGACGAUGAUAUUUAUGCCGAAAUGAACAUUGAUGUAGUAGAGACAUGUGCAGUUCGCAUUCCGUUGAUAUUGUCUCCUAUGUUAAUAUGUAGCAACGGUCCUCAUGGCGGUUCAACCAGUGUUAGACGGUAUAUAAAUCGUGAUAGGAGAGAACGCCAUGAUCUAAUUGUCAAUGAUUAUUUCAAUGGUGCGAAAUCAAAGUAUACACCUGAGAAAUUUCGGCGACGAUUUCGGAUGGACAUCGAAUUAUUCCAACGUAUUUUGAGAGCAAUUGAGGCCUAUGAUGAUUAUUUUACACAAAAGGUUGAUGCGGUCGGAAAGCCUGGGUUAAGUCCUUUACAAAAAACCAUAGCUUCAAUACGUAUGUUAGCGUAUGGUUGUGCUGCGGAUAUUCUUGAUGAGUAUGUCCAAAUUGGAGAGAGCACGGCAAUUGAGAGCUUGAAACGAUUCUGCGAUGCAAUAAUUGACAUAUUUGAAAAGCAAUAUUUACGAAAACCAGACAAAGAUGAUGUUGCAAGACUUUUGAAGGAGGGGGAAGCCCGUGGAUUUCCAGGUCAGCAUUACAAGACAGUUUACUUGCUGCAUUGGAAACUAGUUUUUUACACCGAUGUCUGUAGCGGAUGACGUAGCCAUAAUUUUUAAUGUCAACAGCUUUGGACUGGAGAUGCUCUAACUAUCACACG